AUGUGCGGCAAGACAGUUGUCAAGCUGGCUAAAGAGAUUAAAAAAGCGCAAGAGGCAGACUUUAUUACCCACCUCAUCUCUACUAUCCUGCUCCUUAUUAGAGGUGCAGGCAGCGUUAUUUUCCAGGCCGGUUUCAGAUUCAUAGGCCGAAUGCUCGUUGGUCUGGCCGAGGCUGGAAACACAGGUGUCGGUAUCUACACCGCCUUAGGCACGCCCGAGUCCGUCCCUAUGUUGAUCUUUGGUUUGGUUAUGAGCGCUGCAAAUAUCCGAGAUGUAGCCAGGGUGACCCAGGGUGCCAACUUAAAGAGGUCGAUGAAGUGGGAGGAGAUUGCCGACUUCAGUGCGGAGCCCGCCAUGCCUUCUUUAUAUUCCUUUUAUAAGUUCGCAGAUCUACUAUACGAGCUCAGGCUGCUUAUCUAG
This is a messenger RNA of Fusarium tjaetaba, 420 nucleotides long. Its product is annotated as chitinase. The record is from RefSeq and is a predicted model, not a curated record. The transcript is spliced from 2 exons. Bases 1 to 420 code for a protein of 139 amino acids. NCBI's taxonomy places the organism in Eukaryota, Fungi, Ascomycota, Sordariomycetes, Hypocreales, Nectriaceae.